Molecule: messenger RNA, 864 nt
Organism: Xenopus laevis (African clawed frog)
Lineage: Eukaryota; Metazoa; Chordata; Amphibia; Anura; Pipidae
Product: circumsporozoite protein
Exons: 5
Coding region: 155-793 (212 amino acids)
Source: RefSeq, a predicted model, not a curated record
GGCACGCCGGGAAGAGGCUGUAUCAGAGUAGAUGGAGCAUGUCUGAAGCGCAACAGGCCAGUGAGAAUGUCUGCUAUUGAAAGAACAGAUACAGCAUUGUUGUGGGAACUGAAGUCUUGGCUGGAGGAGAGCUGGCUACUAAUAAAGUGUUCCAAUGGAAUUGAAGAGCUUUAAGGAUGUUGCAGUUUUCUUUUCAGAGGAAGAAUGGAAAUGCCUGGAUGGAGAGCAGAAAAAACUGUACAAGGAGGUUAUGCUGGAAAAUUACAACAUGCUCAUCUCUUUGUGUCAACCUGCAUUAAUUUCAAACAUUGAAAGACAGCUUGAACCAUGGAUAAAUGGCAUUUGGGCAGAUGAAGAGAACCCCCUAAAUGCUGAGUGGAUCCAGGAUAAUCCUGAAUCUAAUGAUGAGAAUGCACCGACACCACCUGACCAGGCAGCACCGCCACCACCUGACCAGGCAGCACCGCCACCACCUGAGCAGGCAGCACUGCCACCACCUGAGCAGGCAGCACUGCCACCACCUGACCAGGCAGCACUGCCACCUGUCCAGGCACCACCACCUCACCGGGCAGCACCACUACCCGAACGGGCGGCGGCACCACCACCGGACCAGGCACCACUUCCUAACCAGGGGCUCAGUGUAGGCACUCAGACUGGGAAUGCCUAUUAUGACCACACUGAGCUCCUGGUCACCCUGGUCCACCAAGUGAAUGCCAUCAGGCAGGAUCUCAGAGAGGUCAGGGAUAUCGUGGAGUCCCUGCAGAGGGUCGUUGCUCCUCCUCCUCCACUGUAAUAUAUUCCUUUUUUGGGCUAGCAGCACUGUUGUUCUACUUUGUAUAUUAAAAAAGUUUUUUUACAUCUCUA